GGUGAAUCACCCGGAAGCACUUUUACAGAUUUCACCUUUCCUGUCAACCAGCAUGAACCAAACCUGGGACUUUAAAUGAAAAGUGAGCUUUCCUGUGAGUGUUUAAAUACUUUGAGCAUUUGAAGGUAUUUCUCUUUUGAAAAAGCAGGAAGCUCGACGUAUUUCCUGUUUGUUUCCCCGCUCGUUUACUGUCUCCACGCGUUCUAAACCAGGGGAUACAUUAGCAUUAGCACCUGAGCGCAGCACAAUGUCAACAGCACCGGAGGAACCGACAGGACGAGCCGCCGCCCCCGCGUCUCAGCCCGGCUCGAAGUUCAGGAGCUGCUGGAGCUGCCGGCUCGUCUCCGGAGGUGGUUUGAUCCUGGCCGGAGCUUAUGUGUUCAUGGAGGCCCGGAACGUGAUGCGACGAUGCGGAACCACCUCCAUGGGCACCGUGGCGCAGAUCACCUUCGCUGCAAGUUUGGCUGCGUGGGGCAUCGUCAUCAUCGCUGACCCGGUUGGAAAAGCGCAAAGAAAGGACGUGGGGACUCCGAGUACAUAAAUACAAGUAUUUACCAACAGAGACUGAAAAGAUGAUCAUGUGACACCGAGACAAAUAAGACACUGCUUCUGGAAAUGUGCAGAUACGUGUGACGAGCUGGCUUUUGUUCCAAGGGCAUCCAGCAGGUUUGGAGUUUAUCAGCUGCCUAAAUUAAAUUGGGAAGAUUUCAUGUAUUCGACUAAAAUGUUUUGAAAGUGUUUGUCGUCAUUGAAAUAUUUUGCACAUGACUAAUGAAAGUGUGGCAGCUGUGCACCAGUAAUGGUGGAUCAAUGCAUGGUCAGUAACAUGGCCAGUGUCUUUUUAAAAUUUAAAGUAAUGUCAUUUUUCUUUUUAAAUGCUGAUACUUCCUCGAAUGGUUUUAAGCCUUGUCAGUUUUUCCUUGUACAAUCACCAGACGAGCGAGGAACCAUGUUCUGAGUUUUAAUUCUUCUCUGAGCUGUUGCGGCAGCCGGCAAAGACUCUUCCUUCCGCACGUUGCUCCGUCACUGAUGUCGAACCACUUCUUGAUUCCGGGGAGAGGAAGUCGCUAUUGAAUCCUAUGAAAAAUAUGAAUUUAAUCCUCAAGGAGGUGAUUCUGACAGCAGGUGGAUGUAAGACCCGUUCACUGUAUGAUUGGUUCAGGAUUGAUGGUGCAAAUGAGCGACCCGAGGAACUUUUAACCUGCUAUGCUGUAAACUACUUAAUGUCUGUGUACUGUACUGGAGAAAGUGGCUGACACUGUGUGUGUGUGUGUGUGUGUGUGUGUGUGUGUGUGAGCGAGUGAGAGAGUGUGUGAGACAGAAAUUAAUAAAAACUGCCAAGAAACUUUCAGGCAGAGGAUGAACACUACCUGGUGCAAUGUUUAUAAAGAUGAAGUAACAAAGGAAUAAAGAUAUUUGUUUUUGA
This is a messenger RNA of Hippoglossus stenolepis (Pacific halibut), 1426 nucleotides long. RefSeq names its product distal membrane-arm assembly complex protein 1-like. Lineage: Eukaryota; Metazoa; Chordata; Actinopteri; Pleuronectiformes; Pleuronectidae. The record is from RefSeq and is a predicted model, not a curated record. The transcript has 2 exons. The coding region runs from base 248 to 541 and encodes 97 amino acids.